Molecule: messenger RNA, 2012 nt
Organism: Paramisgurnus dabryanus
Lineage: Eukaryota; Metazoa; Chordata; Actinopteri; Cypriniformes; Cobitidae
Product: torsin-1A-like
Biological process (GO): nuclear membrane organization; protein localization to nucleus
Cellular component (GO): endoplasmic reticulum lumen; nuclear envelope
Molecular function (GO): kinesin binding; ATP binding; ATP hydrolysis activity
Source: RefSeq, a predicted model, not a curated record
GAGCGAUGCAUGCAGUGAAGCAACUUUUACAAUGAAAUCAGAAAAAAUAUUUCUGCUGUUUUUUCUGUUACCAAUUAUAACAGUUGAGACAGGAGUCUUUGACUUUAUCAAUGUGUUUCGGGACAAAGAUGAUUUACGACCUUUUGAUUAUUUGGAGUUUGAGGAUGAUCUGAGGAAGUCCUUAUAUGGGCAGCACAUUGCAGUGGAAUUGAUACUGGAAGCUGUAUUUUGGUUUAUGAAAACUCCAAAUCCAUCAAAACCACUCGUCCUGUCUUUACAUGGAUCAGCAGGAGUGGGAAAAACUUAUGUCACCAAGAUCAUUGCAAGGAAUAUUUAUGAAAUGGGGGAAAAGAGCAAACAUGUCCACACAUUCAUAGCCAAAUAUCACUUCCCAUACCUAGCCAAGAUAAAGAUGUAUAAAGCUCAGCUUAAACAGUGGAUUUAUGGAAAUGUAUCAAGUUUUCCUCGCUCCAUGUUUAUAUUUGAACAAACAGAUUAUAUGAACCCACUUUUGAUUGAAGCCAUAAAACAUUUCCUGGAAUGCACAGCCCAUGUAGAUGGAGUGUCAUUCAGGAAAGCAAUCUUCAUUUUUAUCAGUAAUACAGGUCAGACGGAGAUCAAUAACAUAGCUCUGAAUUUCUGGAGGGAAGGUAAAGGCAGAGAAGAAAUACACAUGAACAGCAAGGGAAUGGAGACUCAAAUUUAUCAAGAUAUCUUCAGCAAUAAAUACAGUGGAUUUUGGCAUUCCUGUCUAAUAGAUGAAAACCUGGUGGAUGAUUAUAUUCCUUUCCUACCUCUGGAACUGAAGCAUGUACGUCAAUGUGUUCUGGCUGAAAUGGCCAAUAUGAACAUCAAUAAAGACCAGUACCCAGAUUUUGCAGACACAGUGGCCAGAAAGAUGUACUUCUUCCCUCCAGAGGAGAAAAUCUUCUCUGUUAAAGGCUGUAAGACAGUCAAAGAGCUGUUAAGGAUGUAUCUUGAUCAAUAGAUGAUAGACUUUUACAGCCCUUGUCUACUGUUGAUUAAUAGAAAGCGAAAGGGCUACUUUCAUGUACCAGAGAAGACAUUCUCAUUUUUUUUAUUUCAUUUUUUAUAGAGUGACUGUAAUUGUGUUUUAUACAAUUUCAGACUGAAGUUGAGGCUGUCUAUUGACAAAUUGUUUAAAUACAUUUUAGCAGCACCACCACCACUUUACUAUUAUUAUUACAUUCUUUAUUAAAAAACCUUCAAAAUUAUAUGUGUUACCUCAAGCAAUCUCCAUCUCCCCUACAACUUACCUGCUCUUUGAAUCAUCUUUAUAUACUCUUCUCAUGUCUCACAAACUCUUUUCAGUACAGUAAAAGGAAACUCUCCACCAUAUUAUCAGGGAUUUAAGUUACAGCAUUGUAAAAACAAUGCAGCAUUUUGGCAAAUCAAAAUAUAUUUUAUGUUACUUUAACUUAAAAAAAAUAUGUUAAACAAUUUCAACUUGAUUUUAUAACAUUUCACAAGCCAAAACUCAAAAUAGUAGGUAGAAUUGAAUUGCAAAACCAAGUUGUUUUAACUUCAUGUUGAAAGCAAUCAUGUUGGCAUAUAACCGUAUUUUCCGGAUAAGUCGCUCUAAAGUCACAUCACACUUGAAGAGGAAACAACAUAUAUAAGUCACACUGGACUAUAAGUUCCAGCACCCGCCAAACUAUGAAAGAAGUGUGACUUAUAGUCCGGAAAAUACGGUAAGAGAUAAUGUAUGUGUGUUAUAUUUUUGUGAGAUUUUGUGAGAAAAGUGUAUAUUUGUUAUUUUUGUUGUCAAAAAUGACAAUCGUUUUGCUAGAUAAGACCCUUAUGCCUCGUUUGGGAUCGUUUAUAGUCCUUUGAAACUCCGUUGAAAAAAACUGUUAAGUGUUGAUUUAAGUGUUAGUUGUUGGUGUCUAUUAAAGUCCAUUAAAAUGAGAAAAAUCCUGCAAUGUUUUCCUCAAAAAACAUAAUUUCUACUCGACUGAACAAAGAAAGACAUCAACAUUUUGGAUGACAUU